UUUAUUCAUAGUAAGACUAUUAUUAAUCUGUAAGUCUUAAUAAAAUUUUUCAAAGAAAGAUCAACCCAGAACAGAGGUACAUAGAAUAUUCAUUUCGUGACAGACAACGAUUUGAAAUCGGACCCAAGCUCUUCGCGGGAUUUUCAAAAACAAAAAAUGGCGACCUCCUCUGAAGGUUGAAGUGAGUUGUCUAAAAAUUUUACCAUUUUGUUAACAAAAAUGAGUAAACGAAAAGCGCCUGAACAGAACCCAAACAGUGAUUUUUGCGAUUUCCUUACCGAGCUUGCAGAAUACGAAAAGAACGUGUCAAGACAAAUACACAAGCAUAAUGCAUACAGGAAAGCUGCAUCAGUAUUAGCAAAGCACCCGACUCGAAUAAAAAAUGGACAGGAGGCACGUAAAUUGCCUGGGAUUGGAGAUAAGAUUGGGAAAAAGAUAGAUGAGUUUAUCAAAACAGGAAAGUUGGAAAAACUUGAAAAGAUCAGAGCAGAUGACACUACAAAAGCCAUACAGGAGCUGACAAGAGUGUCUGGUAUUGGGCCUGCUGUGGCACGCAAGCUUGUAGAAGAUGGAGUAGCAACAGUAGAAGGUCUGAAAAAGGUUCAAGAACGUCUUAAUCACCAUCAGAAGAUUGGACUCAAAUAUCUUGAGCAAUUUGAGAAGCGUAUACCAAGGGAUGAGAUGCUGCAACUUCAGGAAAUAAUCUUAAAGAAGAUAGAGAAGUUUAACAAGGAUGUAAUCCCAACAGUUUGUGGAAGUUUUAGGAGAGGUGCUUCUUCUAGUGGCGACAUUGACGUAUUAGUGACACACCCUUCGUUUGUGUCUACAGAUACUGACUUUGACAAGAAGGCUCUUAUGCGUGGUAUUGUUGACACGCUGACAAAAGCAGGGUUUGUGACGGAUUCAAUAUCCCUCGGUGAUACUAAGUUUAUGGGGGUCUGUAUUCUACCGAAAUCAGAAGAACCAUUACAUAGAAGGAUCGAUAUCAGGUUAAUCCCUAAUGAUCAGUACUUCUGUGGGAUUUUGUACUUCACUGGCAGUGACGAAUUUAACAGAAGAAUGCGACACGAAGCGCUAGAGAAAGGUUUCACUCUAAAUGAAUAUUCUAUAAGGCCACUGGGAAGUACAGGUGUACCGGGCGAACCGAUUCCAGUUUCAAGCGAAGAAGAGAUAUUUGAAAUUAUUGGCAUGGAUUACAAUGAACCGUCUGAGAGAAAUCUUUGAGGAAAAAUUGCCUCUCAAAAGCCAU
This is a messenger RNA of Stylophora pistillata, 1249 nucleotides long. RefSeq names its product DNA polymerase beta. Gene Ontology annotation, biological process: base-excision repair; double-strand break repair via nonhomologous end joining. NCBI's taxonomy places the organism in Eukaryota, Metazoa, Cnidaria, Anthozoa, Scleractinia, Pocilloporidae. The record is from RefSeq and is a predicted model, not a curated record. Gene Ontology annotation, molecular function: DNA binding; DNA-directed DNA polymerase activity. Gene Ontology annotation, cellular component: nucleus.